CAUAGUAGCGUCGCACCGUUCCUGACGCCCACAAUCUCCCCGACAAGCCAAGAGUGGAGAACCGGGGUUUUGAAACCGGUGACACGCGAACAUGCCCCAGUCCGUAUCCACGCCCGCUCUGCGUCUAACGCAGCAGCCGUUAGGAGAUCGGAGCGGAGGGCCGAGCGACAUACCAUUAUAUUUGAUUCCACAAGCCCCCACAAGUUCAGUAACCCCUUGCGACGCCUGACAGACUCUCCGACUUCAUCCUCAAUAUGCGUUAUCCAUCCCUUUUUUCCGUGUUGGCGGCGACGACCUGCGCAAUUGCAGCCUCGGUGCAGACCGUGCCGGACGAACUGGCUACGGUUGGAGACCCGUCGGUGAUUCUGAGUGUCUCGUAUGCUGUUAGGUCCACGGCCGUGAAAGUCACCCCCGGCGUGAACCUGAACUCCUCCAUCACUCACAAUGCGCCCACCGUGCAUCUGAACGAGACCACCCUCAGCGGCAGCGGACCCUACCUCUUCAUGAUGGUCGACCCGGACAUCAACAGGACCAACCCGCUGUACGUGGGCAUGCACACUAUGGUCGUCAAUCUGACCACGAGCGGCAACACGAGCACCGAGGACGCGAUCUGCACGUACUUCUACCCGGAGCCCACGGCGGGGGCGGCGCACAAUUACACUUUCUUGCUGUUCGAGCAGCCAGCCAACUUCACCGUGUCCAGGCAGUUUUCGCCGUACCUGGCGACCACCGCGCAGACCCCCUACAACCGGGUCAACUUCCCGCUGGUACAAUUUAUCAAGGAGGCGGCCUUGGGGGGGCCCGUCGCGGCCAAUUUCUUCCGGGAGGCUGCGGAGAGUAAUUCGACUGCGACGAGCUCGGGUGCCAGCACCACAACCACUGCCAACAGCACGGCCACGGGGAGCGCAGCGACCAGCAGCAGCACCCAGGAGGGGGCGACUACCAAGGUGGGUCAGAGUGGUUCUUAUCUGAUGAGUAUGGUGGUGGUGGGUGCGUUGAUGGUGGCAGUAUGAUUGCCGGUGAGGGGUGUGGGUGGUCCGACUGUGGC
Aspergillus uvarum CBS 121591 is the source of this 1048-nucleotide messenger RNA. RefSeq names its product YbhB/YbcL family Raf kinase inhibitor-like protein. NCBI's taxonomy places the organism in Eukaryota, Fungi, Ascomycota, Eurotiomycetes, Eurotiales, Aspergillaceae. Bases 255 to 1013 code for a protein of 252 amino acids. The record is from RefSeq and is a predicted model, not a curated record. Gene Ontology annotation, biological process: regulation of proteolysis; regulation of Ras protein signal transduction. Gene Ontology annotation, molecular function: peptidase inhibitor activity; phospholipid binding. The transcript is spliced from 2 exons.